Messenger RNA from Fonsecaea multimorphosa CBS 102226, 567 nucleotides. RefSeq lists its product as uncharacterized. Gene Ontology annotation, cellular component: nucleus; preribosome, large subunit precursor; nucleolus. Lineage: Eukaryota; Fungi; Ascomycota; Eurotiomycetes; Chaetothyriales; Herpotrichiellaceae. Bases 1 to 567 code for a protein of 188 amino acids. Gene Ontology annotation, biological process: ribosome assembly; ribosomal large subunit biogenesis. Gene Ontology annotation, molecular function: RNA binding. The transcript has a single exon. The record is from RefSeq and is a predicted model, not a curated record.
AUGAGACCGCUCACCGACGUCGAGACACAGACUCUCUUUACGAAGCUGGCCAACUACACCGGCCGCUCCUUGACCCAACUCAUCGCACCGAGCGACUCCUCCGCCGACAAAGACGACCGCUAUGUCUUCCGCCUGCACGAAUCGCGCGUCUACUACGUUCGAUUGGCUAUCGCAAAUCUAGCCACCUCCAUUGCCCGUGACAACUUGCUGUCACUCGGCACCUGCAUGGGCAAAUUCACCAAGACAGGGAAAUUCCGCCUCCACAUCACGGCCUUGGAUGUGAUUGCUCCGCACGCUCGAUACAAGCUGUGGGUGAAACCAAAUGGCGAAAUGCCAUUUUUGUAUGGCGGUAAUGUGGUGAAAGCGCAUGUCGGGCGGUGGAGUGAAGAUUGCCCCGAACAUUCGGGCGUCGUGAUCCUUGCGAUGGACGAUACACCGUUGGGCUUUGGCGUUACUGCGAGGAGCACGGCUGAAGCGAGGAAGCUGGAACCCACCAGUAUUGUGGCGUUUCGGCAGGGUGAUGUGGGCGAGUAUUUGAGAGAAGAGGAUACGCUGUUCACGACUUGA